Messenger RNA from Salvia miltiorrhiza (redroot sage), 2247 nucleotides. Its product is annotated as protein DETOXIFICATION 12-like. Gene Ontology annotation, biological process: xenobiotic detoxification by transmembrane export across the plasma membrane. The record is from RefSeq and is a predicted model, not a curated record. Bases 133 to 1605 code for a protein of 490 amino acids. Gene Ontology annotation, molecular function: antiporter activity; xenobiotic transmembrane transporter activity. Lineage: Eukaryota; Viridiplantae; Streptophyta; Magnoliopsida; Lamiales; Lamiaceae. The transcript is spliced from 7 exons. Gene Ontology annotation, cellular component: membrane.
AUACAAAACAAAGGAGUGCACGGAAAGUAGGAUGCGGCCACGUGUAAUUGAGUGGAGGUAUAAAAUUGGGCAACUUUUACUAAUACACAACUCUCAACAUACGAAUCCUACGUAAAAAGGAGUCCGGUGAGAAUGGAGGUGGAGAGGCUAGUGCCGAAGCGAAGCGCCGCAGCCGCAGCCGCGAGGAAAAUCGCCUUCACGGCGGAGGUGAAUCGUGUGAAUUGGAUCGCUCUGCCGAUGAUCGUGGUGACGGUGUCGCAGUUUCUGCUGCGGGUUUCGCCCAUGUUCAUGCUCGGCCACGUCGACCAACUCUCCCUUUCCAGUGCUUCCAUCGCCACCUCUCUUUGCAACGUCACCGGAUUCAGUGUCGUUUUUGGGAUGGCUAGUGCUCUGGAAACUCUAUGCGGCCAGGCAUACGGUGCUAAGCAAUACAAAAGAGUGGGAACUCUUACUUAUGGUGCAAUGUUAUGUCUGUUUUUGGUGUGUAUAGCUGUAUCUCUCGUCUUCAUCUUGACGGAGAGAGUGUUGCUCAUGACGGGCCAAGAUCCUUCAAUUUCAGCUGCAGCAGGGAAGUUCGCAAUCCAGCUCAUCCCAACGUUGUUCCCCUACGCAUUUCUUCAGUGCAUUGUUCGUUACCUGCAGAGCCAGAGCUUGAUUUUCCCUAUGGUUUGGAGCUCAUUAGCAUCUCUGUGCUUCCAGCUACCUCUCUGUUGGGCUUUCAUAUUCAGAUUCCAUCUCGGAAAUUCUGGAGCUGCUAUCUCCAUAGCCAUAUCGUCUUGGUUUAAUGUUGUUCUGCUUGUGCUUUAUGUUAUGUAUUCGUCUGCCUGCCAAGAAACACGAGCUCCCUUGUCAUGGGAUGUGCUUGUUACCAUGAGGGAAUUCUUUCAGCUUGCAAUACCAUCUGCUGCCAUGGUAUGUUUGGAAUGGUGGUCUUUUGAGAUAAUACUGUUGCUGUCAGGUGUGUUGCCAAAUCCACAAUUGGAGACAUCAGUUCUUUCUAUAUGCUUCACGAUUUCGUAUUUGCACUAUCACGUCCCCUAUUCUUUUGGCGCUGCUGCAAGCACCCUGAUCUCGAAUGAGAUGGGGGCAGGAAAGCCGGAAGCCGCCAGAACCACUCUGCAUGCAGUGUUGGCUUUGUCGAUCACAGAGUUCCUAGCAGCCGGCUUUGCCAUUGGAUCAUCUGGUCGUGUGUUAGGGUACGCGUUUAGCGCGGACAAACAAGUGAUCCAUUAUGUCAGGAAAAUGGCGCCUUUCCUUGGCAUCUCCAUCGUCAUGGAUGGCUUACAGGCUGUUCUUUCGGGGGUGGUGAGAGGCAUCGGGUUGCAGCAUAUAGGGGCGUACGUGAAUCUGGGUGCAUAUUAUUUGGUGUGCAUCCCAGUGGCUCUCUUGUUUGCAUUUGUGUUCCACCUCAAAGGACAAGGCCUUUGGAGCGGACUCGUAGCAGGAGCAACAGUACAAUCUUUCGCGCUUUCUCUUCUAACUGCUUUCACUCACUGGGAAAAUAAGGCAACUGAAGCAAGACAGAUGAUCUUCUCAGAGGAAUUUCCAGCUGGAAAUGAUUCCAUAUGCAAGCAAGAAAAAGAAAAAUUGGUGGAGAUAUUGUGAAACAAUGUUUGCACAUAUAGAGUAUCCACUAUUCGUUCAGUGAAGGAAAAUUACUUGUUUUAUUCUUUAUUAUAUUUUUUCCAUUAUUGGUUUUGUUGCUGGUAUUGUUACCUAGCUAAGAUGAAAAAUAGGCAUUGCCCUUUGCCCUCUAUGUUUAUUUGGGUUAUGAUAGUGGGAAUUACAAGUGCAUUCACAUGGAGAGAAAGUUGAAAGAAUGAGAUGGAAGGAAUCCUUCCUACAUAGGAGUAUUCUCUAGGGAAAAGAAGCAAAUAAUGAUGAGCAGCUGCGAGAGGAGCCUCCCCAGAAGAUCAUGCAUGAUUGACAGGAUUCAGAGAAAUAUUUGCCAUCAAUUUCAACCCGGAAAACAGUGAGAACGGAGAACCCUGGAUAAGCAUUUCAGAUAACAUCUCCAUUUCCAUGGCUUCUUUAGUUAUUAAGUUGUUGCUGGGCUAUCCUGGUAUCCGCGUUUGACAUUGUUAGUUUCAUUAAUUUAAUUAGGUCUCAGCUGUGGUGGUUUUAUUUUUUUGCUGUCAAAACUCAAGUCAUUUUUAGUUCUUGCAUUAGUUAAUGCAAGUUGUUCCGUGCAAAUAUCUGGCAUCGGUUUCUUAUAUGAGGCUACAGGAAAUAUAUCUGUAGUUUUCA